Messenger RNA from Encephalitozoon cuniculi GB-M1, 1653 nucleotides. RefSeq names its product methionine--tRNA ligase MES1. Lineage: Eukaryota; Fungi; Microsporidia; Unikaryonidae. Gene Ontology annotation, molecular function: methionine-tRNA ligase activity; ATP binding. The transcript has a single exon. Gene Ontology annotation, cellular component: cytosol; aminoacyl-tRNA synthetase multienzyme complex. Bases 1 to 1653 code for a protein of 550 amino acids. Gene Ontology annotation, biological process: methionyl-tRNA aminoacylation. The record is from RefSeq and is marked provisional.
AUGAAGAAGUUCAUAACAAGCGCUUUACCUUAUGUGAACAACCAGCCACACCUUGGAAACAUCAUAGGGAGUGUCCUUAGUGGAGACGUGUACAGCAGAUACUGCAAGAAGAAAGGAGAGGUCUCUGUGUACAUCUGCGGAACGGACGAGUAUGGGACGGCCAUCGAGAUGGAGGCCAUCUCGCAGGGCGUGACUCCUUUGGAGAUAUGCGAGAAGAACAGGAAACUCCACAAGCAGGUCUACGACUGGUUUAACAUUGACUUUGACUACUUUGGUUUUACAUCCUCGGCCACCCACACAGGGCUGGUGCAGGAUCUUUUCAUGAAGAUGUAUGACAACGGGCACUUCAGUGAGGUGGAGAUUGAGCAGUUCUACUGUGAGCACUGUGGGCUGUUUCUUGCCGACAGAUUUAUUGUUGGGGAAUGCAAGUUCUGUGGCGAUGGGCGGGCAAGGGGCGACCAGUGCGAUUCGUGCGGACAUACAUACAACUCUCUCGAGCUUCUGUCGCCAAGGUGCUCGAUAUGCAGCUCUUCCCCUGUUGUAAGAGCAACCACGCACCUGUUUUUUGACCUGGAGGCAUUCAGGCCAAGUCUUGAGGAGCUAUAUAGGACAAAUGGACACCUAUGGAGCCAGAAUGCACAGAACAUAUUCAGGCAGUGGAUUUCGAUGGAGUUCUACCCAAGAUGCAUGACAAGAGACCUUAAGUUUAACUGGGGCGUUCCUGUUCCACUGGAGAAGUUCAAAGAAAAGGUUUUCUAUGUCUGGUUUGAUGCACCGAUAGGAUACCUCACGUUUCUGAAGGAGCUUGUUGGAGAGGAUUUUGGGGAGUGGUGCAAGGAUGCAGAGCUUGUGCAGUUUAUGGGAAAGGACAAUGUGGCAUUCCACACGGUGAUCUUCCCUGCAAUGCUCUAUGCAACUGGAGAGAAGUAUCCGGUGGUCAGAAGGCUAUCUGCAACGGAGUACCUGCAGUUUGAAAACGAGAAGUUCUCGAAGAGCAGGAGACAUGGGAUUUUUGGGCUGGAUCUUGUUGGAGGAGGUCUUGGGAAGUCCUGCAUGUGGAGAUACUACCUGCUGAAAAUACGUCCCGAGUCGACAAAGGACUCGAACUUCACGUUUUCAGACUUCCGGCAGUCUGUCACGGCAGACUUGAUCAACAACCUUGGAAAUUUUGUGAACCGGGUGCUGAAAUACAUCCAGUCCAAAUGCAACUCAAGGGUAUCGUUACUUGAGCUUGAUAGCGGGGACAAGAAGUGCAUUGAAGAUGUGAAUGAGCUAUACUGCAAGUACAAAGCAAAGAUGGAGGAGAUAAAGCUGAGAGAGGCACUGCAGGUUGUGAUGGAGAUUUGCAGGCGAGGAAACGAGUAUAUCCAGGAGGGUGUUCGGAGCAGGGAUAGAAAGGGGCAUUUCUUCUGCCUUGGGUUUAGUAUUAUUGGGCUGGUGGGGACUCUCUUGCAUCCCUUCAUUCCCGUUACCUCGCUGGAGAUACUAAGGAUGUGUAAUCUUGAAGAGACUAUGUUUCCUGAGUCUAUGAGGAUAGUUGAUGGACAUACGAUGGGGAGCGACAUUCGCCCUCUGUUUGAAGACUUUACCACUGAACAGAUUGAGGAAAUGAAGAGGUACGAUCGGCCCCAAAGUACUGGGUGUUCUAAAUAA